Vitis vinifera (wine grape) is the source of this 746-nucleotide messenger RNA. RefSeq names its product diacylglycerol kinase 6. NCBI's taxonomy places the organism in Eukaryota, Viridiplantae, Streptophyta, Magnoliopsida, Vitales, Vitaceae. The transcript has 6 exons. Gene Ontology annotation, molecular function: ATP-dependent diacylglycerol kinase activity. The coding region runs from base 11 to 583 and encodes 190 amino acids. The record is from RefSeq and is a predicted model, not a curated record.
GGGGGUUGUAAUGAAAAUGAAAUCUAUUCCAGAAGGUUUUCCGUUUGACAGUGCUAUUGAAGAAAACUCGCAACCUAUGGAAGCUGACAAAGAAUUUCAUGUAAUAUUUUGGAACUACUUUAUUAUCGGAUUGGAUAUUGAAGAUUUGUCACAGAAAAAGGAUGGAUGUUGUGGUAGUUGUUCUUUGACGUCUUGGCCAAGCACCAGGUCAAUCAUUUGUGUUAACUUGCCUUGCUUUCCAGAUAGACCAAAUGUUAAAAAAAAAUAUAGAAACUUUAAAGAUCCUUUUGUAGAUGAUGGGCUUCUUGAAGUUAUUUGUUUUAAAGAUGCAUGGCAUGGAAAUGAUUUUCUUCCUUCCAAAGAUCGAGGGGAAUGUCUUGUGCAGGUGGAAACAAUCCGCUUUGAGCUUUACAAUAGUGCAGUCAACAAUAUCCAUAUGAGCAUUGACGGGAAUAGAUGGAAACAUCCUCUCCCUAUUGAGGAUGACAAUAAGGUGAUUGAGAUCUAUCAUUCAGGAAAAACAAAGGUGUUUGUAAAUUCCAACUCAAGAUGCAAAUUCAAAUCGCUCGAUGAGAGAUAUUGAAUGUCUUCCAAAGAGUUGAGUGGUGUUCUCAGUCCACGCCAGAACAAUCUAGUUGUAUUACUUUUAUAGUGAGUAAAUAUUUCAUAUAAUUGCUAUCCAAUUGAGUAGACUGAAAAUAUUUGUUUUCAUUUCAUAAAUUUUAAUAAAAAGAACUUUAUUUUUU